This is a messenger RNA of Rangifer tarandus platyrhynchus (Svalbard reindeer), 699 nucleotides long. NCBI's taxonomy places the organism in Eukaryota, Metazoa, Chordata, Mammalia, Artiodactyla, Cervidae. The record is from the annotation of a GenBank genome assembly.
AUGAAAGAAACGUGGCAGGUUGAAAGUGAGAAUGGGAGUGCACUGGAGAAUGAGGGGCCCACAGAGGGUCAUGCUGGCCUCCCGGCAAUGCUGGUCCCUGUCUUCAGGUUAUAUACUCAUGGACUCUUUGCUUUGUUGCAGCUCUCAGCAUUAGAGAGGCAGAUCUUUGACUUCCUUGGCUUCCAGUGGGCGCCCAUACUUGGCAAUUUUCUACAUAUAAUCGUCGUCAUAUUGGGUUUGUUUGGGACCAUUCAGUACAGACCUCGAUAUAUUGUGGUGUAUACAGUAUGGACUGCCCUUUGGGUCACCUGGAAUGUGUUCAUUAUCUGCUUCUAUUUGGAAGUAGGUGGACUCUCUAAGGAUACAGACCUAAUGACAUUCAACAUCUCUGUGCACCGGUCAUGGUGGCGGGAACACGGGCCCGGCUGUGUCCGAAGAGUACUGCCCCCGUCAGCCCACGGCAUGACGGACGAUUACACGUAUGUCUCUGUCACCGGCUGCAUUGUUGACUUCCAGUACCUGGAGGUCAUCCACAGUGCCGUCCAAAUCCUACUCUCUUUGGUUGGUUUUGUGUAUGCCUGUUAUGUGAUCAGUAUUUUCAUGGAAGAAGAGGAUACCUUUGAUUUCAUAGGUGGACUUGAUGCACACUCCUACUACCAGGAUCAUGUUACGUUAAAGCCUGUUCAUCUGUCGAAAUAA